Messenger RNA from Drosophila subobscura, 2104 nucleotides. It is a transcript of the gene Tao, whose product is annotated as serine/threonine-protein kinase Tao. Gene Ontology annotation, biological process: protein phosphorylation. The transcript is spliced from 5 exons. NCBI's taxonomy places the organism in Eukaryota, Metazoa, Arthropoda, Insecta, Diptera, Drosophilidae. Gene Ontology annotation, molecular function: ATP binding; protein kinase activity. The coding region runs from base 347 to 2089 and encodes 580 amino acids. The record is from RefSeq and is a predicted model, not a curated record.
AUGAACCUUAUACCAUUUAAUUUAUAAUCGAGUAAAAAUAAAUUGAAAGUUUAAGUAUUCUCGUACGGCCAAACAAAUAAUACAAAUUUUACCCUGAAUUUAUACAUUCAAAUGUUUAUCAAAUGCGAAGAUUUAUAGCGCAAAGUACUUGCGAUGCAAGCAAAUUCAGCAGCAGAAAACCAGCUAUUGUAUAAAAUGCGGUUUUACUAAAAAGAAUAUAACUAGCCCGCUGAUAAUCUAGAAAACAUUGACUAAUUGCAAAAUAUAAAAGUAAAAAGAGCAAACAAGGAAAAGGCGUGGUAGAGAGAGUGUAAGAGCUGGGUAAGCUGGAGCAUGAGAGACAGCUAUGCCUUCGGUACGCCCUGGUAGUCUUAAAGAUCCGGAAAUAGCCGAUCUAUUCAACAAGCAUGAUCCGGAGAAGAUUUUUGAGGAUUUGCGGGAGAUCGGCCAUGGAUCGUUUGGUGCCGUUUAUUAUGCCCGCUGCAAUCUCACCAAGGAGAUUGUGGCUAUCAAGAAGAUGUCGUAUACGGGUAAACAGAGUCAAGAGAAGUGGCAGGACAUACUCAAAGAGAUUCGUUUCCUACGUCAAUUAAAUCAUCCCAAUACUAUUGAGUACAAAGGCUGCUACCUACGCGAGUCGACCGCCUGGCUAGUGAUGGAGUACUGUGUGGGUUCCGCCUCGGAUAUAAUCGAGGUGCACAAGAAACCUCUACACGAGGACGAAAUCGCCGCCAUCUGUCUGGGUGUACUCAGUGGCUUGAGUUAUUUACACUCCCUUGGUCGCAUCCACCGUGACAUAAAGGCUGGAAACAUUCUACUUACAGACAACGGUAUCGUCAAACUGGCUGACUUCGGUAGUGCGGCCAUCAAGUGCCCUGCUAACAGCUUCGUCGGUACUCCCUAUUGGAUGGCUCCCGAGGUUAUACUGGCUAUGGACGAAGGCCAGUACGAUGGCAAGGUGGAUGUGUGGUCAUUGGGCAUCACCUGCAUUGAGUUGGCUGAACGAAAGCCGCCCUACUUUAACAUGAACGCCAUGUCCGCACUCUAUCACAUUGCUCAAAAUGAGUCGCCGAUGCUUCCGAAGAAUGACUGGUCAGAUGCGUUCUGUAGAUUUGUCGAGCUAUGCCUCAAAAAGAUGCCUGUCGAGCGUCCUUCUUCGGAAGAGCUCUUAAUGCAUGAGUAUGUUACACGACCGCGCUCAGAUACGGUCCUGUUAGAACUAAUAGCUCGCACCAAGUCAGCCGUGCGCGAAUUGGAUAACCUCAACUACCGCAAGAUGAAAAAGAUACUCAUGGUGGACACGUGCGAGACAGAGAGUGCCAUGGGCGAUGCCGAUGACCAACAGGACGAUCAUGUCGGCGGAGACAGCAGCAAGAGCAAUAGUAUUACUUCGGAACACUCCAUACACUCUGUUGGUGUAUCGGCAGCAAGUAGCCAGAGUUCAUCAUCAAAUUCCAUACCGGCUGCGGCACAGAAUCAUCACCAUAUAGCUGCUCACCAUCAGCGGCAAGCUGCUGCUGCCGUGGCAGUUGCCAUGCAUCAUCACUAUCAUUUACAACAGGCGCAGCCCAGCAGGCCAAGUGGUGGCGGCGGACAGCAGCAGGUGGUUCCAGGCAGCGCAGCUUCGCGGCAUCGUAAUCGACCGCCGUUGCCAAACAUCAUGCACAGCAUGAACAAUAAUGUGACGCCAACGAACUCGGCAUCUGUGGUGCCAGCGCCUGUCCCGGCUAUAUCCGUGAUCACACAUCUAAGCGGAAUAGGUCAUGGCACAGGAGGCAGCAGUGGAGGGCUGCUGGCCUCCGGCCCUGGCGCUGAUCGUUUGCCACCCAUAGUAUGUCAGCCGCGCUAUCUGACAACUCCUGCCGCCCAGGCAGCCGUUUACGCUGCCUCUUCGGCCUCCUCGCACCAUGCCAUCUCCAAUGCAGUCAACGAACACGGCCCCAAUAACUUUGCCACCAUACGCACCACCAGCAUUGUCACCAAGCAGCAGAAAGAGCACAUGCAGGUAGGUUUUCAAGCUUUCCUUUCUUUGCAACCCCUUUCUCUCCCUAUCGUUAAAGCUUUUGAAAAAUCAAAGUCUGCAACAUAGCCAAUAUCCAUUGGA